AUGGGGUUCCUAAUCUCAUGUCCGUUGUCAUCAUCAUAUCUCCUCUCUCUUCUUCUCUCCUUUUCCUUCUUCUUGCCCUCUCUCGCGGAUAUCCCCUCCGUCCUCCCCUCCAACAAUUCCCAAGACCUGGGCGGGGAUCACUCCGCUCUCUUCAAACUACUGGGCCCCAGUUUUCCCUCCGAUCUACCUCUCGCCCCGUUGACCGACUACUUCUCCAAUUUAACCGACAAACAACUCCAGAACUUCCCACUGCGAGGUAGUCUGUACAAGGUCAACGUCAACCAAUUUGCCCAGAGUUCGCAGACGCCGCAGAUUGCCUGCGUUUCGUGUGAUCCGGAGGAUUACACCGGCUCCUUAUCUGUCGGUCAGAAUCUUCAGUACGUCAUUGGUCAGAGAUUCGUUGCUGUCGUACUCUACAGUGCCUCGGCUACUCAUUGCAACAUCUCGUCGGAUGCUCAACUCGACGAUUAUCACAACCUCUUCACCUUCAAUUCUACCGAUAGUGGUGUCGCCCUGAAGAAAGUUCUCAACGGUAGCAACAGCAACAGUACUGCCACCAUCGCCUCAAUGUCUUACCAGGGCGGCUCUGGCGCCGAUGUUAGCGGCACCGGCGGCGGCAGCAGCUCGGGCGACAGUCCCAACACUGCGAUGAUCAUCCUAUAUAGUAUCACUGGUAUUAUCACGGCCCUGUUCUUGGGUAUCAUUAUCACAGGCGCUGUCCGUGCCCAUCGUCAUCCCGAGCGAUAUGGCCCUCGCCGCGUUGCUGGACGGCCACGCCAAAGUAGAGCCAGGGGUAUAGCAAGAGCCAUGUUAGAGACUAUUCCUAUCGUCAAAUUCGGCGACGAACAGGAUGGCGUUGCCGCCGCAAAGCGGGACGUGGAACUUUCUAUCAAUCCGGAGGACCCGGCCCGCGAGCACUCACCUCCACGCUCGGACAGUAUCUCCGAUGCUGAGCACACGACUACACCCCGUGAGACUGAAUUGCCGACCGCUCACCAGUCCAUUCAACAUUCUCCCAGUGAUGCCGACGUUACCGCCGCGCCUACGCCUAAUCCCCAUGCAGCCGCCGACGGGGGAAAUUUUUCCUGUCCCAUUUGCACCGAUGACUUCAUUAGAGGUCAAGAUCUGCGGGUGCUACCGUGCAACCACCAAUUCCACCCAGAAUGCAUCGACCCAUGGCUGAUCAACGUAUCUGGCACAUGCCCCCUUUGCCGCAUCGACCUCAACCCCAACAAGACCGAAGAAAAUGGCGAGGAAGGCGAGAAUGCCGAGCACCCCGAAGAGACGCCCGCCGCCGAAGAAACCGUCACCCCCACUGCAGAGGUAACCCAAUCUCGACACAACCGUCUAACUAAUUACCUCCACGGCCACGGCUCCCUAAACGCGCGCCGCAUGCGCAAUGCCACUGUUGAAGAGCGCCUUGCCGCGCUCCGCCGCGUCCGCGAGGAGAACCAAGACGAAGCGGCCAACGAGAACAAUGUCCGACCCCGUCUCACCAGACGCCUGCGCGAUCGAUUCCGAAUUCGUACCCGUGCUCACGGCCUCGAGGCCAGCCCCGAGGCCAGCGGGACGUCUACUCCGACGGUGCCGCCGCCUGCACAUACGGCGCCUGAGGGAUCGGAGUCGCAAUCGCGGACAUGA
Penicillium manginii is the source of this 1641-nucleotide messenger RNA. RefSeq names its product RING-H2 finger protein. Bases 1 to 1641 code for a protein of 546 amino acids. The transcript is spliced from 4 exons. The record is from RefSeq and is a predicted model, not a curated record. NCBI's taxonomy places the organism in Eukaryota, Fungi, Ascomycota, Eurotiomycetes, Eurotiales, Aspergillaceae.